Messenger RNA from Bactrocera neohumeralis, 1294 nucleotides. RefSeq names its product very-long-chain (3R)-3-hydroxyacyl-CoA dehydratase hpo-8 (gene Hacd1). The record is from RefSeq and is a predicted model, not a curated record. Gene Ontology annotation, cellular component: endoplasmic reticulum membrane. Gene Ontology annotation, molecular function: 3-hydroxyacyl-CoA dehydratase activity. The coding region runs from base 141 to 872 and encodes 243 amino acids. Gene Ontology annotation, biological process: fatty acid elongation; very long-chain fatty acid biosynthetic process; sphingolipid biosynthetic process. NCBI's taxonomy places the organism in Eukaryota, Metazoa, Arthropoda, Insecta, Diptera, Tephritidae. The transcript has a single exon.
UGCCAAUUUUGUUAAAACAAGUUUAUCUCCUCUUUUACUACAGCUGUUAGUCGAUACUGACAAUACACUUGCUUGAAAGUAGUGAAAGUGUAUGGUCGUGUUGAUUUCGUUUAUUGGACUUUAAAGGUAGUAAAACAAAAAUGUCUGUGAAAUCGACAACAGUGAAAUCAGCUUCACAGCAACAGGGCCCUGCGGUCAAAGGUUACCUUUUUGUAUACAACGCUACACAAGUGGUUGGAUGGAGUUACAUCCUCUUCCAAUUAGUAAAUUACUAUUUGCUGCAAGGACCGGAAUUCCGAGCUGGAUUGGGACUUUGGGACUACACUCGCGUUGCAGUAAUCGUAUUCCAAAAUGCCGCCUUUGUUGAAAUUUUAAACGCAGCUUUCGGCUUAGUAAAGUCAAAUCCUGUAAUAACUACAUUCCAAGUGCUGAGUCGAAUGAUGGUAGUUCUCGGAGUCGUUAUGGCUACACCAACGGGUAAAGUGUCGCCUGGGCUACCGAUAGCGCUUUUUGCUUGGGCAGUAACCGAAAUCAUAAGAUAUGGCUACUAUGCUCUCAAUAUUAUAAACUUUAUGCCAUACAUUGUGGUUUUUCUACGAUACACAACUUUUAUAGCUCUUUAUCCAAUUGGCGUAACCGGCGAGCUGCUAUGUUUUUGGUGGGCACAAGGAUUUGCCAAAUCAAAUACAAUUUGGUCAUUGCAAAUGCCAAAUAAAUGGAAUGCCACAUUUUCAUAUUUUGCUCUGCUCUGGUUUGUAAUGCUCUUGUAUAUACCUCUAUUCCCGCAAAUGUACCUCCACAUGUUUGCGCAACGCAAGAAGAUUUUGGGAGGAAACGGCAAUAAAACUCAGCAGACGAAAAAAAUUAAUUAAGUAAUAUAUAAUAUUUACUAUGUUAUUUUGCAUUUGAAUAUAUGUAUGUACAUAAACCAAUAUAUUUUAAUUAUCUUGCAAAACAGUUUUUGAACUUUGCAACACCUUUGGCUUAUUAUGCAAACAUUAUUAAGUUGCGCUCAAAACACACUUAAUACAAAAUACAUCGAAUAAUUUAUGUAUACGAAAGCUCAUUAGUUAUACGACCACCGCUGAAUGGCUCUUCACCCUUCACAUUUUCGACUUGUGCAAAUAUAAUUAAAUACAGCUAGUGUUUUAUAGCCGCUGUGUUGUUAAUAAAUUGCUUGUUUUGAGUAUCUCGAUCAAAGCAUAUAUGUAUACUGUUGUAUUCAUAUUUAAACGGCUUAUAUAACCAUGACUUUUGUAAUGUCUUUAAGCAAAUAAAAAAAAAAACAAAUACA